Molecule: messenger RNA, 2037 nt
Organism: Neolamprologus brichardi
Lineage: Eukaryota; Metazoa; Chordata; Actinopteri; Cichliformes; Cichlidae
Source: RefSeq, a predicted model, not a curated record
GCUCUGCCCCGGGAUUUGUUCAGCUCUGGGGAUUUUAAUCAGCCGUUGAUGCAUCUCGGGGUGUCAGAGUCCAUGAGAGAGUGCGAGUACAGCCAGAUCAGUACUCGCAGCUCGACACCGAUGGAGACCCCGUACAAGAAAAGGACCCCAAAGAAGAGGAAGUGGGAGAUCUUCCCGGGGCGGAAUAAGUUUUACUGCGAUGGCAGGGUUAUGAUGGCCAAGCAGACGGGGGUUUUCUACCUCACCCUUAUCCUCAUUCUAGUCACUUGUGGACUUUUCUUCACCUUUGAUUGUCCAUUCCUGGCGCAGCAGCUGACUCCAGUCAUCCCGGUCAUAGGAGAUGUGGCUAAUGGCGGUACCGGCUACAGGCCCCCUCCCAGGACUAAGGAGGUGGUCAUCAACGGCCAGACAGUCAAGCUGAAGUAUUGCUUCACCUGCAAGAUCUUCAGACCACCGCGUGCCUCCCAUUGCAGCCUCUGUGACAACUGUGUGGAGCGCUUCGACCACCACUGUCCCUGGGUGGGGAACUGCGUGGGGAGGAGGAACUACCGCUUCUUCUACAUGUUCAUCCUCUCGCUCUCCUUCCUCACCAUCUUCAUCUUCGCCUUCGUCAUCACGCACAUCAUUUUAAGGUCUCAUCAAAACGGCUUCCUCAGCGCGCUCAAAGACAGUCCUGCCAGUGUGCUGGAGUUGGUGGUGUGUUUCUUCUCUGUGUGGUCCAUCGUGGGCCUCUCAGGCUUCCAUACCUACCUGAUCAGCUCCAACCAGACCACCAAUGAAGACAUAAAAGGUUCAUGGUCAUCUAAACGAGGGAAGGACAACUAUAACCCCUACAGCUAUGGAAACAUAUUCACCAACUGCUGCGCGGCGCUGUGUGGACCCCUGCCGCCGAGUCUCCCCUCCUUUGUCGUCUUCACGCCUUCCUUUCGUUUGUUUUCUUCUUUGCAAUUUUCAAAUUCUGCGUCACGCCCCCCCUCCCCCAAUGUCUGUUGCUUUGACCCGCACACCCCCUCCCUCGUCUCCCUUCUCCUUGUUGGCGCUUUCUUUCAGUGUGACCAAGACCAGUGCAUUCAGAGCACCAAAUUCGUUUUGCAGGCCGCCGCCACCCCGCUACUCCAGCACCAGAGCAGCGAGCCCGUCAUCCUAACCACAUCCCCCGAAAACGGAGGGACGCUACCUGGCCGCGCCUCCCUCGCCCUGACGGGGCCCUGCACCUCGCUGCCCCUCGGCCAGCCCACCCCUCCGACCUCCACCUCCAGCUUAAGCUGCCACGAGGCCGCCGACAAGCUGCCGGUCCACGGACACACCCUCGCACACAACCACAGCAACCCCCUGCAGGAGUCGGUGUUCCAGCACCACUUCCUUACGCCAGAGGAAGUGCCGUCGCCGCCCGGCAUGCUCCACUGCGGCAGCCCCAUGGGCCACAGCCACACCACGCAGGCCGGCUUCUACGACCCGGCCAGCCAGGACUCGCUGCACGAGGACUCCGUCAGAGGGCUGGUGAAGCUCAGCUCCGUCUGACGCCUCCAAUGAAAACACUGAGAUCACUGAAGUCAGCUGACCCCCACCCACGCUCACGGGUGGGGGUUCAAACUCAGCUGUUGGAACCUGUGGACCUAAAUCAGAUUUGUCUUCAGACGUUUUUCUUCCCAAACGUCUCAGCUGGAGCUGGAAGAUCAUUCCUGUUAUUUCUGUUUGAAACUCCGGGGAAGUUUAAUCCGUUAACUCUGGAAACUUCACAGGAGACGUUUCAGGUUUUUGUUCCACUUCAAUCCAAAAUAAAAGUUUGGGUGAGAAGGCGGAGCGUCGCAGCUCUGACUCCUUUUCUAAAACCUUCUCCUGUGUGCCCGUUGCUGAUUGGACGGUGUCUUCUUGCCUUUUUUUCUUGGACAUGGUCAGCAGUGCGAUGGUUGAUGUCUUCAUGUUGCAUAUCAUCAAGCUUUUCUAUGUAAAAGAGACUGUUGUAUUGUACUAUGGUUAUUACAACUUACAGAUUAUAUUUCCUGUGGAUAUUAAUAAAACCAUCUUUUUAUCACA